UGGCUGAACUAGUUCAACCUCUGAGGAAUGUGUUUGUGCAAGUCUGCUGUACUUUGCCCUGCCCCUUGCUUGGAAUAAUUAUGGACUGCCUCAAAGUGUUCCAGGAAAAAACAAUCUUUCAGGACGAAGUCCGGGCCGAGUGCUGUGGACACUAUUAUCACAUGAAAUAAAAGUGUCUGUUGGCUUUUCUUAAAGCGGGGUCACUGGAGCUGCUCUAGGUGUGACGUUCAUUUCCACGUCAACAGGUUUCACAAGCAACACGUCACGCCACGUUUCAUCAGAGCUUCAUUGAAGAGUUUGAAUGGAUCUCGUGAAGCAUGCAGGCGGCUGCCACUGUGGGGCUGUUAGAUUUGAAGUCUUGAGUUCCCCAGACCUCCAUGUUUUCCAGUGCAACUGUAGCAUUUGCACAAAGAAACAAAACCAUCAUUUCAUUGUUCCAAAAAGUCACUUCACACUCUUACAGGGGUCAGAUAAUCUGACCACGUACACGUUCAACACUCACGUUGCUAAACACACCUUCUGUAAAACCUGUGGAGUUCAAAGUUUCUACAGUCCACGCUCCAACCCUGAUGGAUACGGUGUCGCUCCGCACUGUCUGGAUCCAGGUACCGUCCACAGUGUCACAGUGGAGAAGUUUUGUGGGGAGAAGUGGGAAGAAAGCAUGCAAGCUCACAAGAGCAUCAGAGAUAUGUCUAAACCUGCACCAGACACACAGCUUAGAGAAACACAAUGACACCACUGUGAUAUAAGAAUCAAGCUUUUGUUUAAUCUAGAAACACUGUACAGUAUUUUCAACAAUCUUUCACAUUAUAAGAUGGAAAAAAACGCUCAACUCAUUCAAACCCUAGUGUUGUUUUUAUACAGUGUAAUGACAAUAAAGAUGUUUCUCUAGCAGAAAA
Messenger RNA from Sebastes umbrosus (honeycomb rockfish), 899 nucleotides. RefSeq names its product centromere protein V (gene cenpv). NCBI's taxonomy places the organism in Eukaryota, Metazoa, Chordata, Actinopteri, Perciformes, Sebastidae. Bases 302 to 733 code for a protein of 143 amino acids. The transcript has 6 exons. The record is from RefSeq and is a predicted model, not a curated record. Gene Ontology annotation, molecular function: carbon-sulfur lyase activity.